GUGGGUAUCACACAUAUCUCAUUUCAGCACAGCUGAAGAGGAAAGAUGGAGAUGCCUGCUUGUCGUGCUGCUGUGCUUUUCCUCCUGCUUCUCUCUCAGGCCCUUGUCACUGUUCACUCAGAGGAGGAGGAGGAGGAGGUCAUCCAGGAGCAGGACCUGCAGGAGGAGGACCAGCAGGUGCUUGAAACCUGGAACACAAAAGCGAAAGCCUGCACCUGUGACUGCGAAUCUGCACGCAUCCCUGCUGUCAUCCCACCUGUUCCCCCGACCUCGCUGCCACCGCCGCCACCAUCUCAAAGUCACCUGCUGAACUGCAUGCCAGAAUGUCCGUACCACAGACCACUGGGAUUUGAAUCUGGAUCUGUCACCUCAGACCAAAUCAGCUGCUCCAGUCAGGACCAGUACACCGGCUGGUACUCCUCCUGGAUCCCGAACAAGGCUCGCCUUAACAACCAGGGCUUUGGGUGCGCAUGGCUGUCCAAAUUCAACGACCAGUACCAGUGGAUCCAGAUCGACCUGAAGGAGGUGAGCGUGGUGUCUGGUGUCCUCACCCAGGGCCGCUGCGAUGCUGAUGAGUGGAUCACUAAAUACAGCAUCCAGUACCGCACUUUAGAAACUCUUAACUGGAUCUACUACAAAGACCAGACUGGAAAUAACAGGGUCUUCUAUGGAAACUCCGAUCGCUCUUCCACGGUACAAAACCUGCUGCGCCCGCCUAUUGUGGCUCGUUAUAUACGCCUGCUGCCGCUGGGCUGGCACACCCGCAUUGCCAUGAGGAUGGAGCUGCUGAUGUGCAUGAACAAAUGCACCUGAAGUGUUUCUUACCUCACCGACCAUCAUUCCCCUGCCAACCCUGCCACUUGCCAAAAGGGGAAUAUUUGUCUAACACUGUAAGAUCCUUUGAUACAAGUCUAGUCUGUCCCCAUUUGGUAAGGCUCACAGUUCUCUGGGCAGGUGGACAUCUCUGGUGUCCUCUGAUGGAUUAUUUGUCUGUAUUAAAGUUUCCAAAAGCGCAUUGUGCUGUUACGUAAACACCAAACUGUUCCAGCUCAAAUUGAAAUUUGUCACCUUCAAUAAAGCAGUUAUUAACUGCGCCAGGAAAUAAAAAAGCUUCUACACGUUCAGAGUCAAAUCAAA
Messenger RNA from Pelmatolapia mariae (spotted tilapia), 1137 nucleotides. Its product is annotated as retinoschisin-like. Lineage: Eukaryota; Metazoa; Chordata; Actinopteri; Cichliformes; Cichlidae. The transcript is spliced from 6 exons. The record is from RefSeq and is a predicted model, not a curated record. The coding region runs from base 46 to 813 and encodes 255 amino acids.